Messenger RNA from Saccostrea echinata, 486 nucleotides. RefSeq lists its product as uncharacterized. The transcript has 3 exons. The record is from RefSeq and is a predicted model, not a curated record. The coding region runs from base 1 to 486 and encodes 161 amino acids. Gene Ontology annotation, molecular function: nucleic acid binding. NCBI's taxonomy places the organism in Eukaryota, Metazoa, Mollusca, Bivalvia, Ostreida, Ostreidae.
AUGAGACUACCAGGGACCAAACGUCGUCGUCUUAUCCUAAAACAAGAAAGAGCAACUCAAAAGGAUGCAUUUGAGGCUUCAGAGGGUCCACUUAUCAAUCAGGUUGGUCUUGGUGCAGAAGCUGACAUUGAAAAAGUACCAGAUCCCAUUACCAAGCCAACAUUUAGUGCUGUUCAAAAGCUGAAGAACAUGAAGCCAACAUUCAUUGUUUUUGAUUUGGAAACAACUGGGCUUAUCAGACAAGGAGCCAUGCCUCAUAUUACUCAAAUUGGUGCUGUGGAGAUGGAGUCUGGAGAUUCAUUCUCGACUUAUGUUCUACCAAAAAUACCCAUAGAGCCUGGAGCAGAGCAAACGACAGGAAUAGUCUGCGAUGGAACAUCAGUUUACACUUAUGGAUCCAAAGUUGUUGCAGCUCCCAUUCGUGACGCGGUUUCAAAUUUUCUUACCUGGUUGAGUACAUUAGGAAUAAUGGAGUCAUCAUCAUAG